Molecule: messenger RNA, 1222 nt
Organism: Daucus carota subsp. sativus
Lineage: Eukaryota; Viridiplantae; Streptophyta; Magnoliopsida; Apiales; Apiaceae
Product: carboxylesterase 15
Exons: 2
Coding region: 80-1066 (328 amino acids)
Molecular function (GO): hydrolase activity
Source: RefSeq, a predicted model, not a curated record
AAAGAUCUCCUUGUAUAUAUAAUCGUACAAGCAUUUCUUUCCAUUCAGCCUUGAGUUCUGUUAAAUUGUUGUAAAAGAGAUGUCUUCUAACAGUGCAGCUGCCAUUUCUCCCUAUGAAGUAGAGGAAGUCAGAGGUGUACUCCAUAUCUACAGUGAUGGUUCGAUAGUCCGAUCAGCUAAGCCGAGCUUCACAGUCCCUGUCGACGACGAUGGCUCGGUUAUUUUCAAAGAUGCCAUGUUCGACGCAGCCAAUAAUCUGCAGCUUCGGCUUUACAAGCCUGCAGCUUCAUCCAGUUCUUGCAAGCUUCCAAUCUUCUACUACAUUCAUGGUGGCGGCUUCUGCAUUGGCUCGAGAACGUGGCCUAACUGUCAGAACUAUUGUUUUAAGCUGGCAUCGCAGCUCCAGGCUGUGAUCAUCUCCCCGGAUUACAGGCUAGCGCCAGAGAACAGGCUCCCUGCGGCUAUUGAAGAUGGUUUUAUGGCGGUGAAGUGGCUGCAGGAACAAGCUGUGUCGGAGGAGCCUGAUGCGUGGCUUAAUGAUGUGGCUGACUUUAGCCGUGUUUUUAUAUCUGGGGAUUCGGCUGGAGGGAAUAUUGCUCAUAAUUUAGCAGUUCGACUAGGGGCUGGUUCAGCCGAGGUGGCUCCUGUGCGAGUCAGGGGAUAUGUUUAUCUGGCUCCAUUUUUCGGGGGAACUGUGUUGAGUAAGUUUGAGGCUGAGGGACCACAAGAAGCAUUCUUGAACUGGGAGCUCAUCGAAAGGUUCUGGAGGCUUUCUAUUCCAGUUGGAGAGACAAGAGAUCAUCCUCUAGUGAAUCCAUUUGGACCUGUAAGCCCGAGCCUCGAAGACAUGGCUCUUGACCCUAUUCUUGUAGUGGUUGGGGGAAGUGAUUUGCUAAAAGACCGCGCAGAAGACUACGCCAAGAAACUGAAGGAAUGGGGAAAGAAGAUUGAGUACGUAGAGUUUGAAGGACAACAGCAUGGAUUCUUUACUAUCAAUCCAGAUUCACCAGCUUCAAAAGAGCUGAUGCUGGUCAUUAAGAAAUUCAUAACCGAAAAUUCCAGCUAAGGAUAUUUCGCCUGCACUAGCAAUCCUUGACUUUCUCUUCUACAUUUCGCUUGCUUGUGUUUGGCUUUUACUAGGCACAACCUCUUUGGAGGAUAGCCUUUGUUUUCGUCUAUAUGGAAUAACGUACAAUUUCUCAUUUCCUUCAUUUACAUGAAA